AUGGCCGGAGUGUUCCCUUUCCGGGGGCCUUGCCCCCCCCUGCCCACGCCCUUGACGCCGUUGCCUGACUACAUGUCGGAGGAGAAAUUGCAGGAGAAAGCCCGCAAAUGGCAACAGCUGCAGGCAAAGCGCUAUGCCGAGAAGAGGAAGUUUGGCUUUGUGGACGCCCAGAAGGAGGACAUGCCGCCUGAGCACGUGAGGAAGAUCAUCCGUGACCAUGGAGACAUGACCAACAGGAAGUUCCGUCACGACAAGCGGGUGUAUCUGGGGGCCCUGAAGUACAUGCCUCACGCAGUUCUGAAGCUCCUGGAGAACAUGCCGAUGCCCUGGGAGCAGAUCCGUGACGUGCCCGUCCUCUACCAUAUCACUGGUGCCAUUUCCUUCGUGAACGAGAUCCCUUGGGUGAUCGAGCCAGUGUACAUCGCCCAGUGGGGGUCCAUGUGGAUCAUGAUGCGACGGGAGAAGAGGGACCGGCGGCAUUUCAAGCGGAUGCGCUUCCCGCCCUUUGACGACGAAGAGCCCCCCCUCGACUACGCAGACAACAUCCUGGACGUGGAGCCCCUGGAGGCCAUCCAGCUGGAGCUGGACACGGAGGAAGACGCUCCCGUCUUGGACUGGUUCUAUGACCACCAGCCCCUGAAGGACAGCCGCAAGUACGUCAACGGCUCCACCUACCAGCGAUGGCAGUUCACCCUCCCCAUGAUGUCCACCCUCUACCGCCUGGCCAACCAGCUCCUCACGGACCUCGUGGACGACAACUACUUUUACCUCUUUGACCUGAAGGCCUUUUUCACCUCCAAGGCCCUCAACAUGGCCAUCCCGGGGGGGCCCAAGUUUGAGCCCCUGGUUCGAGACAUCAACCUGCAGGACGAGGACUGGAACGAGUUCAAUGACAUCAACAAGAUCAUCAUCCGGCAGCCGAUCCGGACGGAGUACAAGAUCGCCUUCCCCUACCUCUACAACAACCUUCCCCAUCACGUCCACCUCACCUGGUAUCACACGCCCAACGUGGUCUUCAUCAAAACCGAGGACCCAGACCUGCCGGCUUUCUACUUUGACCCUCUCAUCAACCCCAUUUCCCACAGACACUCGGUUAAGAGCCAGGAGCCACUUCCUGAUGACGACGAAGAGUUUGAGCUGCCGGAGUUUGUGGAGCCCUUCCUGAAGGAGACCCCUCUUUACACGGACAACACGGCCAACGGCAUCGCCCUGCUCUGGGCACCGCGGCCCUUUAACUUGCGCUCCGGCCGGACCCGGCGAGCCCUCGACAUACCGCUGGUCAAGAACUGGUACCGGGAGCACUGUCCUGCCGGGCAGCCUGUGAAGGUGCGGGUGUCUUACCAGAAGCUCCUGAAGUACUACGUCCUGAAUGCCCUCAAGCACAGGCCCCCCAAGGCGCAGAAGAAGAGGUACCUCUUCCGCUCCUUCAAGGCCACCAAGUUCUUCCAGUCCACCAAGCUGGACUGGGUGGAGGUGGGGCUGCAGGUCUGCCGCCAGGGCUACAACAUGCUCAACCUUCUGAUCCACCGCAAGAACCUCAACUACCUCCACCUGGACUACAACUUCAACCUGAAGCCUGUCAAGACCCUCACCACCAAGGAAAGGAAGAAGUCUCGCUUUGGCAACGCCUUCCACCUGUGCCGUGAGGUGCUGCGUCUGACCAAGCUGGUGGUGGACAGCCACGUCCAGUACAGGCUAGGAAACGUGGACGCCUUCCAGCUGUCAGACGGCCUCCAGUACAUCUUCGCUCACGUCGGGCAGCUGACGGGGAUGUACCGGUACAAGUACAAACUCAUGAGGCAGAUCCGGAUGUGCAAGGACCUCAAGCACCUCAUUUAUUACCGCUUCAACACAGGGCCGGUGGGGAAGGGCCCCGGCUGCGGUUUCUGGGCUGCAGGCUGGCGCGUGUGGCUGUUCUUCAUGCGAGGGAUUACGCCUCUGCUGGAGCGCUGGCUCGGGAACCUCCUGGCCAGGCAGUUUGAAGGCCGCCACUCAAAGGGGGUGGCCAAGACUGUCACCAAACAGCGGGUAGAGUCCCACUUUGACCUGGAGCUGCGGGCGGCAGUGAUGCACGAUAUCCUGGACAUGAUGCCCGAGGGGAUCAAGCAGAACAAGGCCCGGACCAUCCUGCAGCACCUGAGCGAAGCCUGGCGGUGCUGGAAGGCCAAUAUCCCUUGGAAGGUCCCGGGGCUGCCAACUCCCAUCGAGAACAUGAUCUUGCGGUACGUGAAGGCCAAAGCAGACUGGUGGACCAACACAGCGCACUACAACCGGGAGCGCAUCCGCCGUGGGGCCACCGUGGACAAGACGGUCUGCAAGAAGAACUUGGGCCGCCUGACUCGCCUCUACCUGAAGGCCGAGCAGGAGAGGCAGCACAACUACCUGAAGGAUGGUCCGUACAUCACCGCAGAGGAGGCUGUGGCCGUUUACACCACCACGGUGCACUGGCUGGAGAGCCGGCGCUUCUCCCCGAUCCCUUUCCCCCCCCUCUCCUACAAACACGACACCAAGCUCCUGAUCCUGGCCCUGGAGAGGCUGAAGGAGGCUUACAGCGUGAAGUCUCGUCUGAACCAGUCCCAGCGGGAGGAGCUGGGCCUGAUCGAGCAGGCAUACGACAACCCUCACGAGGCCCUUUCACGCAUCAAGCGACACUUGCUCACCCAGCGAGCCUUCAAGGAGGUGGGCAUCGAGUUUAUGGACCUCUACAGCCACCUGGUCCCUGUUUAUGACGUGGAGCCCCUGGAGAAGAUUACAGACGCCUACCUGGACCAAUACCUGUGGUACGAGGCAGACAAGAGACGUCUCUUCCCUCCAUGGAUCAAGCCAGCUGACACAGAGCCCCCUCCGCUGCUAGUGUACAAGUGGUGCCAGGGGAUUAACAACCUGCAGGACGUGUGGGAGACCAGCGAAGGGGAGUGCAACGUGAUGCUCGAGUCCCGCUUUGAGAAGAUGUAUGAGAAGAUCGACUUGACGCUGCUCAACAGGCUGCUGCGUCUCAUUGUCGACCACAACAUCGCCGACUACAUGACAGCCAAGAACAACGUGGUCAUCAACUACAAGGACAUGAACCACACCAACUCCUACGGGAUCAUCCGGGGCCUGCAGUUCGCCUCCUUCAUCGUCCAGUAUUACGGGCUGGUGAUGGACCUGCUGGUGCUUGGCCUGCACCGGGCCAGUGAGAUGGCCGGCCCCCCACAGAUGCCCAACGACUUCCUCAGCUUCCAGGACCUGGCCACAGAGGUGGCCCACCCGAUACGCUUGUUCUGCAGAUACAUCGACCGCAUCCACAUCUUCUUCAGGUUCAGCGCAGACGAGGCCAGGGACCUGAUCCAGCGCUACCUGACCGAGCACCCGGAUCCAAACAACGAGAACAUUGUGGGCUACAACAACAAGAAGUGCUGGCCUCGUGAUGCUCGCAUGCGCCUCAUGAAGCAUGACGUUAACCUGGGCCGCGCUGUCUUCUGGGACAUCAAGAACCGGCUGCCGCGCUCCGUCACCACCGUGCAGUGGGAGAACAGCUUUGUGUCCGUGUACAGCAAGGACAACCCGAACCUGCUCUUCAACAUGUGCGGCUUUGAAUGUCGCAUCCUGCCCAAGUGCCGGACGAGCUACGAAGAGUUCACCCACAAGGACGGCGUGUGGAACUUGCAGAACGAGGUGACCAAGGAACGCACCGCACAGUGUUUCUUGCGAGUGGACGAUGAGUCCAUGCAGAGGUUCCACAACCGGGUCAGGCAGAUCCUGAUGGCCUCGGGGUCCACCACCUUCACCAAGAUCGUGAACAAGUGGAACACGGCCCUGAUCGGCUUAAUGACCUACUUCCGGGAGGCCGUGGUGAACACCCAGGAGCUGCUGGACUUGCUGGUGAAGUGUGAGAACAAGAUCCAGACUCGGAUCAAGAUCGGCCUGAACUCCAAGAUGCCUAGCCGCUUCCCGCCCGUGGUCUUCUACACCCCCAAGGAGCUUGGGGGGCUGGGCAUGCUGUCCAUGGGCCACGUCCUGAUCCCUCAGUCCGACCUCAGGUGGUCCAAGCAGACAGACGUGGGCAUCACUCACUUCCGGUCUGGGAUGAGCCACGAGGAGGACCAGCUGAUCCCCAAUCUGUACCGGUACAUCCAGCCGUGGGAGAGCGAGUUCAUCGACUCCCAGCGGGUGUGGGCCGAAUACGCCCUCAAGCGGCAGGAGGCCAUUGCUCAGAACAGGCGCCUGACCCUGGAGGACCUGGAGGACUCGUGGGACAGAGGCAUCCCACGCAUCAACACCCUCUUCCAAAAGGACCGGCACACGCUGGCCUACGACAAGGGCUGGAGAGUCAGGACGGAUUUCAAGCAGUACCAGGUGCUGAAGCAGAACCCCUUCUGGUGGACCCACCAGCGCCACGACGGGAAGCUUUGGAACCUGAACAACUACCGCACGGACAUGAUCCAGGCCCUGGGAGGAGUGGAGGGCAUCCUGGAGCACACGCUCUUCAAGGGCACCUACUUCCCCACCUGGGAGGGGCUCUUCUGGGAAAAAGCCAGCGGCUUUGAGGAGUCCAUGAAGUGGAAGAAGCUGACCAACGCCCAGCGCUCGGGUCUCAACCAAAUCCCUAACCGGAGGUUCACCCUCUGGUGGUCUCCCACCAUCAACAGAGCCAACGUGUACGUGGGCUUCCAGGUGCAGCUGGACCUGACUGGCAUCUUCAUGCACGGCAAGAUCCCCACGCUGAAGAUCUCCCUGAUCCAGAUCUUCCGGGCUCACCUGUGGCAGAAGAUCCAUGAGAGCAUCGUCAUGGACCUCUGCCAGGUGUUUGACCAGGAGCUGGACGCCUUGGAGAUUGAGACCGUGCAGAAGGAGACCAUCCACCCCAGGAAGUCCUACAAGAUGAACUCCUCCUGCGCGGACAUCCUCCUCUUUGCCUCCUACAAGUGGAACGUCUCCCGGCCCUCCCUGUUGGCCGACUCCAAGGACGUGAUGGACAGCACCACCACCCAGAAGUACUGGAUCGACAUCCAGCUGCGUUGGGGAGACUAUGACUCGCACGACAUCGAGCGUUACGCCCGGGCAAAGUUCCUGGACUACACAACAGACAACAUGAGCAUCUACCCCUCACCCACCGGGGUCCUCAUUGCCAUUGACCUAGCCUACAACCUGCACAGCGCCUACGGAAACUGGUUCCCCGGAAGCAAGCCCCUGAUCCAGCAGGCCAUGGCCAAGAUCAUGAAGGCCAACCCAGCCCUGUACGUGCUGAGGGAGCGGAUCCGCAAGGGGCUGCAGCUCUACUCCUCGGAGCCCACCGAGCCCUACCUGUCCUCCCAGAACUACGGGGAGCUCUUCUCCAACCAGAUCAUCUGGUUUGUGGACGACACCAACGUCUACAGGGUCACCAUCCACAAGACCUUUGAAGGAAACUUGACCACCAAGCCGAUCAACGGGGCCAUCUUCAUCUUCAACCCUCGGACCGGGCAGCUCUUCCUGAAGAUCAUCCACACUUCUGUUUGGGCUGGGCAGAAGCGCUUGGGCCAGCUGGCCAAGUGGAAGACCGCAGAGGAGGUGGCGGCCCUGAUCCGGUCCCUGCCUGUGGAGGAGCAGCCCAAGCAGAUCAUCGUCACCCGGAAGGGCAUGUUGGACCCUUUGGAGGUGCACCUGCUGGACUUCCCCAACAUCGUGAUCAAAGGCUCAGAGCUGCAGCUGCCCUUCCAGGCCUGCCUGAAGGUGGAGAAGUUUGGGGACCUCAUCCUGAAGGCGACAGAACCCCAGAUGGUCCUCUUCAACCUUUACGAUGACUGGCUGAAGACCAUCUCUUCCUACACGGCCUUUUCCCGCCUGAUCCUCAUCCUGCGGGCGCUGCAUGUGAACAACGAUCGGGCCAAAGUCAUCUUGAAGCCGGACAAGACCACCAUCACGGAGCCUCACCACAUCUGGCCCACCUUGACUGAUGAGGAGUGGAUCAAAGUGGAGGUGCAGCUGAAGGACCUGAUCUUGGCCGACUACGGCAAGAAGAACAACGUGAACGUGGCUUCCUUGACCCAGUCAGAGAUCCGGGACAUCAUUCUGGGCAUGGAGAUCUCGGCCCCCUCCCAGCAGCGGCAGCAGAUCGCGGAGAUUGAGAAGCAGACCAAGGAGCAGAGCCAGCUGACGGCCACCCAGACGCGGACGGUCAACAAGCACGGCGACGAGAUCAUCACCUCCACCACCAGCAACUACGAGACCCAGACCUUCUCCUCCAAGACCGAGUGGCGGGUCAGGGCCAUCUCCGCGGCCAAUCUCCACCUGCGCACCAACCACAUCUACGUUUCCUCGGACGACAUCAAGGAGACCGGCUACACCUACAUUCUGCCCAAGAACGUCCUGAAGAAGUUCAUCUGCAUCUCCGACCUCCGAGCUCAGAUUGCAGGGUACCUCUAUGGGGUGAGUCCCCCAGACAACCCCCAGGUGAAGGAGAUCCGGUGUAUUGUGAUGGUGCCUCAGUGGGGAACCCACCAGACGGUCCACUUGCCCGGCCAGCUGCCCCAGCAUGAGUACCUCAAGGAAAUGGAGCCCCUGGGGUGGAUUCACACCCAGCCCAACGAGUCUCCCCAGCUCUCCCCACAGGACGUCACCACCCACGCCAAAGUCAUGGCCGAGAACCCCUCCUGGGACGGGGAGAAGACCAUCAUCAUCACCUGCAGCUUCACUCCGGGCUCCUGCACCCUGACGGCCUACAAGCUGACCCCCAGUGGCUACGAGUGGGGCCGGCAGAACACGGACAAGGGCAACAACCCCAAGGGCUACCUGCCCUCCCACUACGAGCGGGUGCAGAUGCUGCUCUCGGACCGCUUCCUGGGCUUCUUCAUGGUGCCGGCCCAGGCCUCCUGGAACUACAACUUCAUGGGCGUCCGGCACGACCCCAACAUGAAGUACGAGCUGCAGCUGGCCAACCCCAAGGAGUUUUACCACGAGGUCCAUCGCCCCUCCCACUUCCUCAACUUUGCCCUCCUGCAGGAGGGGGAGGUCUACUCAGCGGACCGGGAGGACCUCUACUCCUAGCCUGGCCCCCCACCUCCGGCUGACCCCCCC
Messenger RNA from Protobothrops mucrosquamatus (brown spotted pit viper), 7038 nucleotides. RefSeq names its product pre-mRNA processing factor 8 (gene PRPF8). Bases 1 to 7008 code for a protein of 2335 amino acids. The transcript is spliced from 42 exons. Gene Ontology annotation, cellular component: U5 snRNP; catalytic step 2 spliceosome. The record is from RefSeq and is a predicted model, not a curated record. Gene Ontology annotation, biological process: mRNA splicing, via spliceosome; spliceosomal tri-snRNP complex assembly. Lineage: Eukaryota; Metazoa; Chordata; Lepidosauria; Squamata; Viperidae. Gene Ontology annotation, molecular function: pre-mRNA intronic binding; U5 snRNA binding; U1 snRNA binding.